UUCAAGAUGGAGGACAUGGCGUGUUGUUGUCUUUUCUUUGCUUUUCAUGUUUCAUCUUCAUGCAGCUUUUAAGACUUCCAGUUUCUGACUUUCGCAGCAGCUAGCUCCAAAGAAAGAUGAGCAAGCAAUCUCAUUCUUCAAGGAAUUUCAAAUUGGUCCAUCAGACGUUGUGCAUAACAUCAAUAGACUUUCAGAGAAAAUGCCUUUUUGGUUUUGUGGAACUGAGGAUUCUACCAUUGGUACACAACCUCACCAGACUGAAACUCAACUGCAAACAAUGCAGAAUCAUGAGAAUAUGCAUCAGAGAUGAGAGAAAAUAUGACUGGUAUGAGGCUGGAUUUCAGCUGGAUGAUCAGAGAGGUAAACCAAUCUGUGGGGAUGCAAAGAAGAGAAACCUUGAUUAUUUCUUAGCCUGCCAACAAAAUUCUGUGUGUGAUUAUGAUCCUGAUAAAGGUGGAGGAGAAUUGACACUCAGAAUUCCUAAAGAAGUGCAGGCUUGUGCUAUGGAGCGUCGGCCGUUCAGAGUCAGUAUUGAGUACUCACUGGAUCAUCCUGAGACUGGUAUUCAGUUCAUUACACCAAAGGGAGAGGCAACAAUGGCAGAGCGAUCAGCGCACCUUUUUACUUAUGGAUAUGGAAACUCUUCAAGAAAUUGGUUUCCUUGUGUGGAUUCCUAUUCAGAAGUAUGCACAUGGAGUAUCGACAUAACUACUGACAAAGACAUGAUAGCUGUUAGUUGCGGCGAGCUAACAGACCAGAUUUUGAGUGCGGAUGAAAAAAGCAAGACAUUUCAGUAUGUGCUGAAUAUUCCUACCUGUGCUCCUAACAUUGCUUUAGCUGUGGGUCCAUUUGAGGUCCAUGUUGAUCCUAUCAUGCCAGAAGUAACAAACUUUUGCCUUCCUGGUCUUCUUCCUUAUCUCAAGCAUACUUCUGCAUUCCUGCAUGAUGUCUUUGAGUUUUAUGAGGAACACUUGAGCUGCCGCUUUCCCUAUGCACAAUACAAGCAGGUCUUUGUGGACGAGGCAUAUGAUACGAAAAUGACUUAUGCUUCUAUGGGAAUUUUCAAUACCAGCUUGCUGCAUUCACCUCGCAUCAUUGACCAAACAUUCCAAACCAGGAAAGUCCUGGCACAGGCUUUAGCUGAACAGUUCUUUGGUUGUUACAUCUGUAUGCAGGACUGGUCAGAUGCAUGGCUCUGCUCUGGUAUUUCUGACUAUCUUUAUGGACUGUUUGUCAAGAAAGUCUUUGGAAAUAAUGAGUACAGGCAUUAUAUAAUGAAGGAAAAUGACUUGGUGUGUCAGUACGAGAUGGAAGGUCCUGGACUGCCACCUCUUCAUUCACCUUUGAAUACGAAAACACUGACUGCUACUGGAAGCUCUUCUUCAAGCACCACCACCUCUGAUCAAACACCAAUAAUACCCUUCUCUGCCACCCAUCUUCACCCGCAGCUGAUCGGAGUGAAACAGAAGGAGGUGGCUUUGAGCAAGGCACAUCUUGUGCUCAGGAUGAUUGAGAACCGUAUUGGGCAGGAACCUCUGCUGCAGGUGUUCAAUAAGCUGUUGUCUUUGGCAAAUACUACAGCACAGCCCAAGGUGGACCCAAGUCUGUGGAAAAAUCUACUGGCUUCUACAUCAGGGUUUUUGAAAUCCAUAUCUACAGUAUCAGGCAAGGAUAUCAAUGUCUUUGUUGACCAGUGGAUAUGCCACACUGGUAUUGCUAAGUUUCAUGGCAGCUUUGUGUUCAACAGAAAGAGGAACAUCGUAGAACUUGACAUCAAGCAGGACUUGUCAAAAGGAACUGUCAAAUAUGUGGGUCCAUUAACAGUUUGUAUUCAAGAGUUGGAUGGAUCUUUCAAUCAUACUGUUCAAAUAGAGGACAUCACAAGCAGACAUGAGCUACCAUGCCACUCAAAGAGUAGAAGGAAUAAGAAGAAAAAGAUUCCUUUAAUGACAGGGGAAGAGGUGGACAUGAAUCUAGAUUCCAUGGAUUCAGAUUCACCUGUCCUUUGGAUACGUAUUGAUCCAGAGGUGACAUGGUUGCGCCAUGUAUCAUUUGAGCAGCCUGACUAUAUGUGGCAAUAUCAACUGAGACAUGAGAGAGACGUCAUGGCACAAGCUAAGGCAUUAGAAGCCCUAGCAAAAUUCCCAACACCUGCAACCAGAGAAGCUUUGAUUGACAUUGUCAAACAAAAGGAAUGUUUUUACAGAAUACGACAAGAGGCCUGUCACUGUUUGGCCAAGGUUGCAUCAUCGAGUGCAGACAGUUGGGCAGGUCAUGCAGCGAUGCUCAACAUCUUCAAAAACUUCUAUUCUUCAAAAUCUUGUCCACAAAUUAUUCGAUAUAAUGAUUUUUCAAAUUUCCUUUCCUACUUCCUUCUUAAGACACUACCAGUUGCUAUAGCAUCUAUCAGGAACAUCCAUACUCAAUGUCCACGAGAAAUACUUCAGUUUCUCCUUGAUUUGUUGAAGUACAACGAUAAUCGUAUCAACAAGUACUCAGAUGAUUACUACAUAGCUUCACUUAUAGAUGCUCUUGCAACGACUGUGACUCCCGGUGUCUGUAUGACAUCAACCACAAGUACUGGUAAACUAGUUGUUAAACUAAAAGAAGAAACACAGCUUGUUCUUACUGAAGUAACACGAAGAUUAAACCUAGAAAAGCUGCUGCCAUCAUAUCGAUAUACAGUAACCGUCAGUUGUUUAAAGGCACUAAGGACUCUACAAGUCAAUGGACAAGUCCCAGCUGACUCAAAAGUAUUUGAAUACUACUCAAGUUAUGGUCAUUAUGAAGAUGUAAGAAAGAGUGCCAUUGAUUGCCUUGUGGAAUCUGCAAAAGUGGAGAGAAGUGAGCAAGUUCUCAGUUCUCUUUUGAAUCUUGCUGAGAAGGACCCUUGUCCAUUUAUAAGACACUAUAUAUUACGAAGUUUAGCCGAAAACCCUCCCUUCACUAGGAAAACAGAAUCACCUCUGUGUACUGUAAGUGUGGUGGAAAAACUAUGGCAGCUCAUGAAUACUGUGAAUGAUGCGCGCUUACGUUGCGAUUCAUGUGACGUGUACAACGCCCUUUUUGGAAGACUCACUCCAACAUGUGUUCCUGCUCAAGGGAUGGGUAUUGUUAUUGACCUUAAAGAGAAGAAGAUCAUGAAUCUGUCCCCAUUAGCCAUACCAGGAUCACCGUCGGGAUCAGUAAGUGAUGGGGAGUCCACCGCGUCCAAGAAGAGUCACAAGAGAAAAAGAAAGACAUCUCGUCCACACUCGCCCAGCGAUCUGAGUCAUAUAGAUUCACAGCCAGGGACACCAAUGAGCAUGGAAUCUGCUUGUUCUGAAGGCGCCAAACUCAAGCUAAAAAUAAAGUUUGGUAACGAAGAAAGUGGUGUAGACAGCGGUGCUGAAUCGAGACCUAAAGAGACAGACAGUGGGUUACCGAGUGAACUUCGAAAGCACAAGAAAAAGAAAAAGAAACAUAAGCACAAAGAUGAAAAAGGCAAACGCAAAAUGAGCACCAGUAGUAGUAACUACGACUCGCCUCUUAUGUUCGACGCGAAUGCCGUAUCUUCCAUUUGAUCCCUCUACCCUACCCCCGACGCACGUCCCACUCCCCCCUCCCCCAGCACCAGUAGUAGUAACUACGACUCGCCUCUUAUGUUCGACGCGAAUGCUGUAUCUUCCAUUUGAUCCCUCUACCCUACCCCCG
Messenger RNA from Actinia tenebrosa (Australian red waratah sea anemone), 3693 nucleotides. RefSeq names its product transcription initiation factor TFIID subunit 2. The record is from RefSeq and is a predicted model, not a curated record. Gene Ontology annotation, cellular component: transcription factor TFIID complex. Gene Ontology annotation, molecular function: chromatin binding; metallopeptidase activity; RNA polymerase II general transcription initiation factor activity. Gene Ontology annotation, biological process: transcription initiation at RNA polymerase II promoter. Lineage: Eukaryota; Metazoa; Cnidaria; Anthozoa; Actiniaria; Actiniidae.